Molecule: messenger RNA, 1452 nt
Organism: Pungitius pungitius (ninespine stickleback)
Lineage: Eukaryota; Metazoa; Chordata; Actinopteri; Perciformes; Gasterosteidae
Gene: cdkn1bb
Product: cyclin dependent kinase inhibitor 1Bb
Exons: 3
Coding region: 441-1007 (188 amino acids)
Biological process (GO): negative regulation of cell population proliferation; negative regulation of mitotic cell cycle; negative regulation of cyclin-dependent protein serine/threonine kinase activity
Cellular component (GO): nucleus; cytoplasm
Molecular function (GO): protein-folding chaperone binding; cyclin-dependent protein serine/threonine kinase inhibitor activity
Source: RefSeq, a predicted model, not a curated record
AGUCAGGCUCCACUCUCAAUCCCGACUAACGCUACAUCUCUCAAUCGCCAUAUUGGGUAACUGAGGUCGGUCCGCAGUGGCUCUCGCUUUCGGGGACGAGUUCGACGUGAGCGGCUUUCGGUUCCCGGGCGCCUUCGAGCAGAAUUACCCGCGGAGACUACUUCGCCUUCGGAAGAGCAGCGGCGGCCGUGACCGUUCGAGCCCGACGCACGCGCGCACGCAUUUUUACGCAUGGCCUGAGUCCCUUUUUACGCUCGUUUUGGAGUCGAGGAGAUACCCGUCGUUCACCGAGCGCUGGCUCCUGUUGUUGUUUUUUUGUUUUUUUUUCUCGUGAAAACUGGACGUUCCCGGCUGUUUGCAAGAAAACAAAAAUCCCGUAUUUCUUGUUUUUUUUUUCUUCUUUCUGGUGGAGGGAGGGCGGGGCAGGGUGGGGGUUUGAAAUGUCAGAUGUUCGACUAUCCAACGGGAGCCCGACUCUGGAGCGGACGGACUCCCGGGUGUCGGAUCACCCGAAGCCGUCGGCCUGCAGGAGCCUCUUCGGCCAGGCGGAUCACGAAGGGUUAAAGAAGGAAUUAAAGGGACAUUUGCGGGAGAUGGAAGAGGCCGCUUCCGCCAAGUGGGGCUUCGACUUCGCCAACCACAGGCCGCUGGUCCACGGGAGGCUCAAGUGGGAGCUGGUGGACUGCAGAGACGUCCCGGAUUUCUACAACAAGCCGCCGCGGCGCAGGGGGGAGAAGAAGGGCGUCUGCUCCGCCGGGAAUAACAAGGUGGAUCUAAACGGGAAUCACAGUUGCGUGGUGCUGGCCUCGGGCGAGGACACCGACCGGUCCGAUGGACACACGGAAUGCACGGAGCAGUGCACCGGAAUGAGGAAAAGACCGGCGUGCCACGAACCCUCGGCCCCAAAUAAGAGAUCACACACCAGCCCGGAUGAGGUCACUUGUCCGAACCUGAGCCACUCUGCAGAACACACUCCCAGAAAGACCAGCCCCAGGAGGCAAACGUGAGCCCCGCGGACGAGCCGAAGAAGUGUUUCCCCGUUUCAAGUGGGAAACCUCAGUGUCGGUGGGUUUUGGAGGAGGAACUACGCAGCAUCAGAAACAUAUCAACCCUCCUGAAGACGGGGGAGGACGCUGUUGAAGCACUGAAUAGAAACACUAAAGUUGUGGCACUCAAUUAAAAAGUUACUGCCUCUAAAAGCAGUCAAUGUAGCAUUGUGCAAUUAGGUUUAAUUUCCUUUUUUGCUCCUUUUUUUCCUUUUUUUUUUUACUACCUGUGUGUAAAUAAAUAUGCAUAUUAUAUUUCUUUCCAUAUGUAGCACAUAAGAAAAACAUUAUUUGAACACCAAUCCUUUAUGUAAAAAGGUGUGAGCUUUGAUUUGACUUGAAGAAUUUGCAGUGUAGUUUGAUACAUGUUUCCAAAAUGCUGUUGUGUUUUUUUUUGUUUGUUUUU